Molecule: messenger RNA, 3211 nt
Organism: Acinonyx jubatus (cheetah)
Lineage: Eukaryota; Metazoa; Chordata; Mammalia; Carnivora; Felidae
Product: V-type proton ATPase subunit S1-like protein
Exons: 8
Coding region: 680-1552 (290 amino acids)
Cellular component (GO): proton-transporting V-type ATPase complex
Source: RefSeq, a predicted model, not a curated record
ACUCUUUGCAUGGAGACUCCCUGGAGGCGCCGGCGCUCUUGGCAAACCCAGGAAGGGGCGGGAUUUAGUGGAGUUGAGUCGGACUAAAGGGAGGUACCUGGUUUGUGGCUGUUUGUGGUAGAGUGGAGGCCUUAACGCUUGUAGUUUGGAAAGUUAGAUCUCUGAGCUUUAAACCCUACUCAAGCAGCAUCGUAAAUUGGAAAAAAAAAAAAAAAAUCAGUGAAGCCAUUUAUUGUAAAACCGACAUUUGGAAGUAGACCAAGCCUUAAAACAAAACCUGUCACUUAACUGAUGCCAUUUUAGGUAACAAAGGUGAAUAUCUUCAUGAACUAUGCAGGAUAAGAAGAAAUGAAUGGCUAAUUUGACCAUAUUAAGAAACUGUGCUCCACAAAAACACCUGAAAGAAAGCAUAAAGAAGUUACAAAUUGAAUUGAUAUUUACAGGAAGUGUUCAUCUAAAGUUGGGAUGCUCUGUACCUGAAGGUUUAGUAAAACAUGCUGCAAAGCCAUCUGGAUGUGGUGUUUCCUUUGUGGGAAGAUAUUAAAUACAGACUAAAUUGCUUUAAUAAUUAAUGAACCAUUCAUAGAACUGCAAUUUCUUCUUGAUUCAUAUCUGUUUCAUCUCUCAGACAUCUUCAAAUAAAGAAGUGGUUGUAAACGAUCAGCAGAGUAAUGGAGAUAUGAAACAAACCCAGAAUUGUACAACAGUACCAAUCACACAGACUCUCAAGUACACGCUGAGCAGACAAGGACAUUUGGAAAAAGAAGCUUGGAAUGCAGUCAGCCAUCAUAGCCCAGUUAAUGUCUCUAUGGAUGGAAUUCCUUGCAUUCUUUUCUGGGCCAAAAGAAUAACAAUAAAAUUUAAGAAUCAGACCUGGCUGGAUUUUACAGAUGAAGCUUUUGGCCAGAAGGCAGCAGUGGACACUAGCAACUCAAAUUGCAGUGAAGAAAGUGCCACUUUAUCUAUGAAGUUUGGUGAUGCUGAAAGUCCCAAAGGUCUUGAUAUAAGAUUCACCCUUACCAAUUACAAAAAGUGGUACAUCCAGAGCUGGUUUAGUUUGCACAGAGUUGAGAUUAUUUUCAAUAAUUCGAUCCAAGCAACUUUUAAUGCCACUGGCAUAUAUGCUCCAUCGAGUUAUUCCUACCACUGCCAGCAUGUCAGCAGCCUGCAGCGUUAUGAUGCCCUCUUGUUGCCCAGCUACGUGGAUGAUACUUCAAGCCUGUGGGAGGUCACUUUUGUUGAUUUCCAGAUCCAAGGCUUUACCAUCAAGGGGAAGCAGUUUGCCAAGGCCCGAGAUUGUGCCUCUUCCUUCUCACCAGCAAUUCUGAUUGGCCUGGCCAUGUCCCUGAUCCUGCUGCUGGUGCUAGCCUACGCUCUGCACAUGCUCAUCUACCUGCGAUAUCUGGAGCAGCACUAUGAUUUCAUCACCUCUCCGGCCCACUUCCCCCACUUGAAACCUCGAGAUGCCGCAGAAGAGAAGGAGCUGCUGAGGAGCCAGGGGGUCGAGUGCUAUGAACUGAGAAGCCAGCAGAUCUGCAAAAUUUAUGUGUAACAGCACAGACCACUCUUCCUCACGAAGUCCACAAUGGCCAAUGAAAGGAGCGAUUUCUGUUGUGUCCUCUUUGACUUAUGAUAUAAAAUUUUUACCUUAUGGCUUGAUUUAAAAAAAAAGGAAAUACAUGCAAAAAAUACAUUUUGGAGCGUCCGCUGGCCUACUUGAAGCAAUGAAAAAGUUAUCCCAGGAACCCCACAGAAAUAAAUAUGAUUGUUGCCCCAAAUGUACUUUGAAAGCAAAGGGGUAUUUCAAAUUAAGACAAAAAAAAAAAAAAACCACGACAAAACCCAAACAACAACAACAACAACAGCAACAGCAACAGCAACAAAACCCAAAACCAAUGAUGCCAUUUAGAGCAGGGAAAACAAAUUUGGUCUUCCUUGUCUGUGCCAGUUUGGAUGUGCUAAGUACAGAAAUAAUAAAAACAAAGGUUAUCUGGAAGUUCUGAAUUUUAAGCAUUUUGUAAUAGUUUGUAUUUUUAAUUUUUUUACUGUUUAUUUAUUUUUGAGACAGAAUGCGAGUGGGUUAGGGACAGAGAGAGAGGGAGACACAGAAUCCGAAGCAGGCGCCAGGCUCCCAGCUGUCAGCACAGAGUUCCACCAGGGCUCAAACCCACGAGCUGUGAGAUCAUGACCUGAGCUGAAGUCGGAUGUUCAACUGACUGAGUCACCCAGGCGCCCUGUCACAGUUUGUAUUUUUAGAAAUUAUAUCCCAAUUUUGUUUUAAAAAUUAGUCUCUUUUACAGAGAUUUUUAGGGAAGAGUAUUGUCAAUAUGGUAGAACACUUUAUUCAAAGGCUGUCUUGUCAUUUUACUUUGCUGUUCAGAGGCAGUCCAGUUCAAUUUGUGAAGGAGGGGUAAUAGUUUUGGAGUUUCUUACGUUUUCCUUCUGGCUGUGGUGGCCAGGCUUGUCUCGUUUGUCUGGUGCAGACCUGCAUUAACCCUCCUAGGUACCACCUGAAAUAAACAACUGAGCUAAGAACAGGGUGCUUGCUAUGCAAACAGCUUCAAGGCAAAUCCCGUAAACUCCCUUCCAAUGAAAUAGUGUUCCUCCAACUCUUCUUUAAUAGAAAUUCUGCAGUUACCACUACUCUUCUUACAACCACCUUUUUCCGUAUGGAUUUCUCUAUAGUCUUUUCCAGUUCUUGACAGAUACUAAAGAUUGACUUGCUCUGGAUUUUCACCAAAGCUUCCCUAACAUGCCUUGUAUAUUAAAGAGAUAUCAUGUAUAGAGAGUAAAUUGCAUUUCCCUAAAGAGGGUUCCAUAUGUGAUCUGCGCAAAACUUAGAAAGCUGAUGGGAACUAUGUGGGAUAGAGGUCAUGCACAGAGAAAUUGCAUCUUUUGGGCAGCUGUGGUAAUGAGUUUACAGUCAAUUCUGUGGUCUAUAACUAAGAAUCUUGAUUCAUGUACUUAUUUAUACCAAAGUUGAUCAUAGGGAACACACCCUCAAGAACAUAGGAAUCUAGGAUUGAUUAUUUUAUCUGUUUAGUCUAAAACCAUUGGGGACUCUGUUAGCAUUAGAGAGUGGGAAAAGGAAAGAUCAUGUCAUUCUGUAAUGAAAUUUUCAUUGUGGUCGCUUUGAGUGUCCAUUGGUAGUAGAAAUGAUUGCUGUGGUAGGCCAAAGGUACUUGAAGGGUAAACAUAACUUAUGGUUCAA